ACCACUUCAAAAAUCCAUCAGAACACACACUAUCACAACCAAAUUAAUUAACUUCCAUUUUGCAGGCAUGGCAGGACUGACACCCUCUCUAGUAUUCACAGUGCGAAGGUGCAAACCAGAACUGGUUGCUCCUGCUAAGCCAACACCACAUGAAUUCAAACAACUCUCUGAUAUUGAUGAUCAAGAGAGUCUUCGAUUUCAAAUUCCAAUUAUACAAAUCUACCGAUACAAUCCCUCUAUGCAUGGGAAAGACCCUGUCAAAGUCAUCAGAGAGGCACUUGCGCAAACGCUAGUGUUUUACUACCCCUUUGCCGGCAGGCUCAGGGAACGGCCUGGCCGGAAGCUUGUUGUAGAGUGUACCGGCGAGGGUGUCAUCUUUAUCGAGGCCGAUGCUGAUGUUACACUUCAGCAGUUUGGUGAUGAUCUUCAACCCCCAUUCCCAUGCUUGGAGGAGCUCCUUUUUGAUGUUCCCGGCUCUGAAGGGAUCCUCAAUUGCCCAUUACUCCUUAUCCAGGUGACACGCCUCAAGUGUGGUGGAUUCAUCUUCGCCUUGCGCUUCAACCACACAAUGAGCGAUGCCGCUGGUAUGGUCCAAUUCAUGACAGCCAUGGCCGAGAUGGCACAUGGUGCACGUGCCCCAUCCAUCCCGCCUGUGUGGCAGAGACACAUUCUCAAUGCAAGGGAUCCACCGCGCGUGACUUGCAUACACCGUGAGUAUGAAGAAGUGGCUGAUACCAAGGGCACAGUCACCCCAGUAGAGAGCAUGGUCCACCGUUCCUUCUUUUUCGGUCCCACUGAAGUGUCCGCCCUUCGUAGGUUUGUACCACAUCACCUAAGCCAAUGCACCAAGUUCGAGGUGCUCACCGCAAGCCUAUGGCGUUGUCGUACCAUAGCACUCCAACCCGAUCGUGAUGAGGAGGUACGCAUGAUAUGUAUCGUCAAUGCACGUGUCAAAUUGAACCCUUUGUUACCCACUGGUUAUUACGGUAACGGUUUUGCAAUCCCGGCGGCGGUAACAACCGCCGGAAAGCUAUGUGAGAAUCCUUUAGGUUAUGCCUUGGAAUUGGUGAAGAAGGCCAAAAACGAUGUAACGGAAGAGUACAUGCGAUCGUUAGCUGAUUUUAUGGUGAUCAAUAAUCGACCCCAUUACACUGUAGUUCGAUCAUACCUGGUGUCAGAUGUGACACGUGCCGGGUUCAGAGACGUGGACUUUGGGUGGGGCAAGGCGGCUUAUGCUGGGCCAGCCAAAGGUGGGGUCGGGGUUAUCCCUGGAGUGUUGAACUUUUAUAUAGCUUACAAGAACAGUAAGGAAGAGGAUGGGAUAGUGCUCCCAAUUUGCUUGCCUGCCCCAGCCAUGAAAAGAUUUGCGGAGGAGUUGGAUGACUUGUUGACUAAACAAGCCCAUUAGUGGCCACCAAAAAUCUGGCCUUAUUAGUUAUUAUAUCGUGCCUGUGAACCAAAUUUUCUGAUGGGUGUUGUAAGAUGCAUGGGAGAGAGAGACUCAUAUGGUGAAUGUGUCAUAUCCGCCACUGUGUGUGUAUGGUGUGUAUUAUAUAUAUGUAAACAUUUCUAUUUUCAGUUGGGUGUUGUAAUAUGCAUGGGAGAGAGAGACUCAUAUGGUGAAUGUAUCAUAUCUCAUAUAUAUCUGAUACUGUGUGUAUGGUGUGCAUUAUAUAUAUGUAAACAUUUCUAUUUUCUGUUGGGUGUUGUAAUAUGCAUGGGAGAGAGAGACUCAUAUGGUGAAUGUAUCAUAUCUCAUAUAUAUCUGAUACUGUGUGUAUGGUGUGCAUUA
Molecule: messenger RNA, 1792 nt
Organism: Corylus avellana
Lineage: Eukaryota; Viridiplantae; Streptophyta; Magnoliopsida; Fagales; Betulaceae
Product: benzyl alcohol O-benzoyltransferase
Source: RefSeq, a predicted model, not a curated record